ACUUCAUUAGAUCUCAAAUCACCUCAUGAGCAGCAAGGACAAUAAUCUGAAAACAGCGAUUAAAAAGAUCUAUAGAUCAGAGCAACAGAUGGAGUUCUGGCCCGAGAAUCAGGGGCAGUCCCCUCUAUACUCCAAAUUUGGUACUAUUCCUCGGCGAAAUUGUACACAUAACUACCAUGACAGACAUCAGGUACCCCAUUAUCCACUGUACUAUGGUGAGCAGCAGGAUCAGGGCAGGGAGUCCAGUUACUGGACUGUACCAGGAUCAAGAACAGGAGGGGCGCCACAGGAAUACACUAAUUGGAUGGACCAAGAGCUGACUGUCCCAACUUCUUCUCAAUUCCCUUUUAUUCUAGACCGUCACGUACAGCAGCACCAGGACCUUGGUGACUAUCAGCCGCAUGAAGGCAGAGACACAGAGUGGCUAGCAGCUCAGGGAACAGUGAGGGAACAUGAGAGAGGAUUUCUAAGGGAGGGAUGGCAGAGGAGGUGGGAGCCCCGUGGUCCUGUUCGCUACAACAGGGACGUUUCUGGCAAGAGGAGCGACAGCAGCUAUCGAGAGCUGGAGGCUUGGGCAGCUCGAUACAGCCAUUCACUUCCAAGGAAGAGACGUAUAGAGGCAGAGUUGAGGGGAGCUUCUAAGGGGCUGUUGGAGAGCAGCAGGACUCCUGAGAGGGACAGCAGGAUUGGGACAGAUCCUAGAGUGGUAAGAGAGCAACAAGUCAGACAAUCUGCAAACAUCAGAGAAUCAGGACUGUGGGACAGAGGGGGCACACAGCAAGCACCAACCUAUUAUUCAUCACAAACUCCUGCCACAGACACAAGCCACAUGUUGGACAUAAAAGAAAAGACCGGCUACCAACGGAGGAUGUUCAGCCAACCUCCGGGCUACAUUGCUCCUCCUCCCUAUAACAGCUCACAUAAAGAUUCACCUGUAUUGCAUCAUUGUGACACCAGUUGGGAGCAAGAACGUAAGAGGCAGGCCUACUGGUCUCAGUUCUCACCCAGAAAGCACAAUGUCUCUGUAGAUCUGCAGGAUCUUAGCAAAGGAGAGAAGGAGGAGUUUACAAAAUCAGAUGGGAAUCAAAGCAGCUUCCCAGAGCACAGACGACAGGAAUCAGAUGCUUUCUAUGCAAGCAGUCCUUUUAGUAUCCAGGAAACACCCCUACAAUAUGAGGGUACGUUGUCUCUUCAACAGCCACAAGUGUUACAAGCAGUUGAUAAGAAAAAGACAAAUGAGGAACCAUCCUCAAAAGUCAUUGAAGGAAGGAAGUUCAGGUUAAACAAAAAGACAGGUGGGAUGACCAUAUUCUGCCUGGUGUCUCGAAUAGCAGGCACCACAGAAACCCCAUCUUUUCCCAUUUGUACCUCGCAAACAAACACCGAAUUAGAAGGCGUUUCUAAAGGUCUAAGGGACAGUAGUGGCAGUAAUCAUACACACAAACUUGCAGAUGAGGUAGACUGCAGAGAGCCAUCACCCACAGGGCAGUCAAACACUUCUGAUGCGAGAAAUGUCAAAGCCAAACAGGAGACACCAACUUGUGUAGAAAGUAAGAUGCGUGAGGAUGAAAUAUUGAACAAAGCAGAGACAGAUGGUGUUGUCCCAGAAAAAUUGAAUACAAAUGAUGCUUAUUCUACAUAUGGGAGACAAGUUGCUGAGUCUGUGCAACCUGUGUCAAUCAAAUACCCUUUGUGGAGGGAGCCUAGUAUCACAGGCAGGGCUGAAACUAAGAGCUCAUCCAAAUGUUUGAAAGCAAACAGUGAGGAAAGAGAAUCAGAUGGUUUGCACAAGCAAGAAGACUUAAGUAAAGUUAAUCCAAUUGAUGUUGAAGUAAGGAGACUGGACAUCGAAACAGACAAAGAUUCUGAAAACAGUAAGGUUCUACUGGUUAUCGACACAACUUGUGUUGUUGUUAAAAUGGAGUUGAUUCCAUCACCCAAGAAAGAGCAUGUUCACUAUUUACACCCUGAACAGAGUCCACUUGAUAUUCAAUCGACCGUCUCUCCUGAAUGUCUCCAAUCAAACAGUCAGCUGAAUCAGGAUGUGACAACUGACCAAAACUCAGAAAGCAACCUCUUCCAAUUUAAUGAAAGGCCUGAAACCAAACUACACUCAGGUCUUAUAGAGAAAAAGGCAACUGAAGAAGAAAGUAAAAUAUCUUCCUUCUGCAUGUCCUCAUCUUCAGUUUCUGAAAGGGAAACGUUGGAGGAGCGCGCUGAAAGGAUCCUGGGAAUCCCUCUAGAUGACUGCGUUACUAAGCAGCAACGUGAAGAUUCAAAGUUGAUUCUUGACUCGUGUGUGGAGGACCAGGAGGUUCAACCAUCUCCAAUUAAAGAUAAAAACGUUGAUGAUGCAGCUGAACAAAUCCCAGAGUACACAAAAGAAGAGGAGCAGUCACAGAACCAGUUUGAGGUUGGCCAAACUGAGGAGGCUGCGUGUUUGCAAGAGAAUGAUGGUGCCAUAGAUCAGGCGGCAAAUGAAGGUGCUGAGGAUUUUGCAGGACUACAGGUUCAGGUGUCUAAUCUCUCUGAGGAGAAUGACUGCCAACUCAAAACUGACAUCCAACCUUCACCUGAAAUUGAAAUGACUGAGGAUCCUCUGCUGGAACCUGCUAGGGAUGAGGGUAGUACUGAGCAGGAAGAAAAUCAGCCUAUUGAAAAUCAUACCUCCUCUAAGUGUCUCAGUCCACCCAGCAACCUCUCGUAUUCGUCUUCACUUUCACCCUCCCCAGACUGCGAAGUGCCAAACCCUACUUUUUCUCUCAUGCUCUCAUCCUCUGAUCUUGUCCCUUUCAUGCAUAUUUUAGAAUCAAACAUAGAGGAAGGUCCUGAUCCUGAGUUGAAUGCCCUCACUUCCACAGAAAACCUUGCUCUUCACCCUGAAACCUCAUCUCUUCAUUACACCCCAUCAACUCUUCCUUCUCGAUCCAAUAACUUUUCCCUAAGCUCCAUUCCCCAUACAGACCAGUCCCCAAGCCCGUCUCCUCUUGAUUUAAUAGAUCAAACUGCAGAAGCUUUAUUCAGUGUUGAGGACCAGGUAAAAGAGGAGGAAGCAUCACAACUAAUAAACAACAUUGCCAAAGAAAUGAAAGAGGAGCUGUUAUUACAGCAACAAUUUGAAAGUGGCCAACCAGAUGAUGAUGCUUGUGUGAAUGAGAGCACUGUCACCAAUGAGCAACAAACAGAAGAAGCCAAUAAGGAUCCUACAGGCUAUACUAUGGAACCAAUUCUUAAAAUAUCCAAAGAAAAUGGCAUGGAGGUUGAUAUUCUGCAGCAACAACAUGGAUAUGUCCUAGCAGAGGAUGCUACUAGUGUUAAAGAGAGUCAUAUGACUGAAGAGCAACUACCAAAAGAAGUUGAUGAUGAUCCUACAGGUCUUUUGGAACAGACUGUAUCCCAACAAUACAUGACUGACACUCAAAUUCAAAAAGAAGUCAACAUUUUGCGGCAACAAUUUGAUGAUGAGGAGCAAUCACAAAAAGAAGCUGAUGAGGAGCCUACAGGUUUUAUAGAGCAGACACUAUCCACAGAAAAUGCUACAGACUCUCAAACUCAAAUAGAUAUCAACAUUUUGCAGGACAUUGAACCACAGACUGAAACCUCUAACUCUUCUCCUCCCUCAACUUCAGAUUCAGACUGCCAGGUGUCUCAAUCACCAGAUGUGCUCUCACCCUCCAAGCUUUCUUCUUGGCAAGACACAUCAAAUGAGUCAGAUGCAGAGCUUGUUACUAUUUUGGAAAUGGACUCAGUCCGUCUCCCAGCUCUAAAUCCUGAUGCUGCUCCGGCUGCUGGCAUCCCAAAAACUGUCCCUCCUCCUCUUCAUAUGGACUCUUGUGAAGAACCCCUUCAGUUCUCAUAUCCCUUUAGCACGGAUUCCUCCACAGAGCUGCCUUCAACUCCUCCUCUACAAGAGGGAAGUGGAAGUGUUGACCCUGACCUGACCAUCAAAGAAGAGCCCCAGUAUCCCAAGAACCUGUGGGAUGCAGUUAAUCGCAUUAGGAAACAUACAGCGCCUGACUCUGAGAAUGAGGAAGAGGAAGUGAGUGAGCUGUGGGAUCCAGAGAGUGUAGUGGAGGACUUGGAUGUGAUAGUCGGCAUACAUUCUAAUAGGAUAGACUUUGACGGAGCGGGGCAACAGGAAGUUUCAACAGAAAGAAGUGUUGUGGAUGUAGAGGUGGGACAAAUCCAGGCGGAUUAAUGCCAUGAAGAGCCUUUACAUGCUGAAGAAGACACACAGUCAUGCAGCAGCACCUGCAGCCAAGGCUCUGGGGACACCGUUAUUGUAGCAGAUGAGGACGAGGUUGAAGAAUCGCCACCUGAUUUCAGAAUGGAGAGCAAGGCUGAGGGGGAGCGAUGCUUCUCUGCUAAAGUAAAAGAUGAGACUGCAGCUAAGGAAGAGGGAAAUAAUGAUGCCGACAAGAGUGUAACAAAUAAGUCUAGUCAGAGGGAGGAGUGCCUGGUUGAGAUGGUGAAUACAACAAUGCAGGCAGUGGAAAUGACAGAAGCAAAGCAAGAAGAAGAGGAGGUGGUUUCCGUGCCCUCAGAGGUCUCCGAUUAAAGGAUGAUUGAAAGUAUGUCUUUAAAAUAACUGGAUAAACAAGGAGCGCUAGUAUGAUGUUGAGUUAAACAUCUAACAACUCAGUAGGCCUACUAUCUACAUUUGAAUUGUGCCUAAUAAGGAAUGAAAGUAUUUUCCUCAAUAACAUUUUGUAGCAGAUUUUUUAUGUAUCUUUUAGUUUUAGUCUAAUCCUAGAGCUGUUAUUUUUGAUGGGUAAGUGAUGAUUCAUUUCCUGUUAUAGAAAUGUAGCAAUUUGACAUCUAACAUAGCCAAACCAUCUGUUUGACAGAUUUAUUCUUGUAAAGCAGAUCUUACAUACUUUUCUUGAAAUCUAUGUAUCUGCUUUUUCCACAGAGUGUUUAAGGUUGAUACUGUAUGUGGCUGUGAAAUUAUGAAAGUCCAUGUAUUAAAAUAUUUGAAUAUUUGGAUUGA
Etheostoma cragini (Arkansas darter) is the source of this 4990-nucleotide messenger RNA. RefSeq lists its product as uncharacterized. The transcript is spliced from 4 exons. Bases 26 to 4198 code for a protein of 1390 amino acids. NCBI's taxonomy places the organism in Eukaryota, Metazoa, Chordata, Actinopteri, Perciformes, Percidae. The record is from RefSeq and is a predicted model, not a curated record.